Messenger RNA from Momordica charantia (bitter melon), 582 nucleotides. The record is from RefSeq and is a predicted model, not a curated record. NCBI's taxonomy places the organism in Eukaryota, Viridiplantae, Streptophyta, Magnoliopsida, Cucurbitales, Cucurbitaceae.
AUGGAGAGGGACCACAACAACCAAGACUCCUCCUCCGACGAGCACCGCGGUGGUGGCAGCGACGAUGUCGAUGGCAACACCCCUCCCAAGACUCCUACCGGUGGCUUCGAGGACGUCGUAGUUUCUUCUUCCCCGCAGGAGACUUCUGGGAAGAAGAGAGGGCGAGCCGAGGAGCAAGCAGGAGGGUCGAGUAGUGGCGGCGGGAAGGGGAAGAAGAAGGGGGAACUGAUCGACCCGCCCUCCACCGACCCGAAAUGCGCCACGUGUGGCAAGAUUUUCGGCUCGUGGAAGGCGGUAUUCGGGCACCUACGGUCCCACCCGGAGCGGGACUACCGCGGGGCCUUCCCGCCGCCGAAAAUGUGGGAGGAGAUGCUUCGGCAGGAGGCAGUGCGGCGGCAGCAUGGUCAAGACCAAGGCAGCAGCACCACAGAGAUGGGGACAGGGACGUCUUCUCCGUCCGGCCGGGGGAUCGGAAUCGAUCUUAAUGACCCGGAAAAGCCCCACAGCCCGCCGGAUAAGGGCGGCUUCCCGUUUGAUCUCAACAUGCCGGCACCGGAGAGUGACGAGGAGGAUCACAAAUAA